UUCCCUUGGUCCCGCGGAUUCCUUCCUUUCUUCCACUCACGACUCCAAUAUUUUCUCUCCAAAAAAACAAAAACCUUCUUUCUUUCUAAACAAUUGAUAGCAAAAAAGCAUAAAAUCGAAAAAAAAAACAUCUGAAUAUUUGUUUUAAUUCUUGAAAAACAAAUAUGGGUUUGUUGGUGGGGUUCUUCUUAGGUGCUGCAUUGGGUGUUGGUCUGAUAGUUUGUUUUGCUCGCUUUCAAAAUAACAGAUCCAAAGCUCGCAUUGAUUUGGCAAAAGCUAUAGCAGCAUUUGCCAGGAUGACAGUUCAAGAUUCAAGAAAGCUUCUUCCUCCUGAAGCAUACCCUUCUUGGGUUGUCUUUUCACAGAAGCAAAAGUUGAAUUGGCUUAACCAGCACUUAGAAAAAAUCUGGCCUUAUGUUGAUGAGGCAGCAUCAGAGUUGAUAAGAACAUCUGUUGAGCCAGUUCUUGAGCAAUAUAGACCAUCUAUCUUAGCUGCUCUCAAAUUUUCGAAGCUCACAUUGGGUACUGUUGCUCCAUCCUUCACAGGAGUUUCUAUUAUUGAUGGUGAUCCUGGAGAAAUUAUUAUGGAAUUGGAAAUGCAGUGGGAUGGAAAUCCCAAUAUUGUGCUCGAUAUUAAGACUUUAGUUGGUGUCGCACUACCUAUACAGGUCAAGAAUAUCGGAUUCACUGGGGUUUUCCGGUUGAUAUUCAAACCACUAGUUGCUGAGCUUCCUUGUUUUGGAGCGGUUUGUUACUCCUUGCGUCAAAAGAAAAAUCUGGAUUUCACUCUCAAAGUUGUGGGUGGUGAUAUCUCGGCUCUUCCCGGAGUAUCUGAUGCCAUUGAGGGUACAAUACGGGAUGCAAUUGAAGAUUCUAUUACUUGGCCUGUCCGCAAAAUCGUUCCCAUAUUACCAGGAGACUAUAGUGACCUGGAACUAAAGCCGGUUGGUAUAUUACAAGUCAAGCUCAUCGAAGCCAAAGAGUUGACUAACAAAGACAUCAUUGGGAAGUCUGAUCCUUUUGUUGAGUUGUUUAUACGUCCACUACGUGACAGGACAAAGACCAGCAAAGUUAUUGAUAACUGCUUAAAUCCAAUCUGGAACGAGCACUUUGAGUUCAUAGUUGAAGACAUAUCCACUCAACAUUUAACAAUUAGAGUUUAUGAUGACGAAGGGAUUCAGGCUGCUGAAUUCAUUGGUUGUGCUCGAAUAGAUUUGAAAGACCUUGAGCCCGGUAAAGUGAAGGAUGUGUGGCUGAAACUGCUGAAGGAUCUGGAUAUACAAAGGGACAACAAAAACCGAGGACAGGUUCAUUUGGAGCUUCUCUUCUGUCCUUUUGGUAUGGAUAGUGUGUUUAUGAAGGGCUUUAAACCCGACUACGCACUAACUACCUUGGAAAAGGCCCUUAGACCAGAGUCAGCUAAUUUUUCACAAGCGGUCUCUGAGAAGAAAGGGGACAUCCUCUUUAGAGGAGUUCUUUCCGUGACAGUAAUAUCAGCAGAAGACGUACCCGUUACUGAUCUAAUGGGGAAGUCUGAUCCUUUUGUUGUACUAAUUAUGAAGAAAUCUGAACAGAAAAAUAAGACCAGAGUUCUAAACAACACUCUUAAUCCAGUGUGGAACCAGACAUUUGACUUUGUAGUUGAAGAUGGAUUACAUGAUUUGCUCAUAUUGGAAGUUUGGGACCAUGACACAUUUGGGAAGGAUAAAAUUGGUAGAUGCAUCAUGACUCUCACAAGAGUUAUACUAGAAGGGGAAUUUAAAGAUACAUUCACUCUCGAUGGUGCAAAGUCCGGGAGAUUAACCGUUCAUCUUAAAUGGACACCACAACCAAUAAUUCGAGAUUGAUUCAUUUGUGAUUAGAUUUCGGGAGAACAAUUUUUUCUUUUCCCCGAAGAGUAUAUAUGACAUUUUACAGGAAAUGCUACCUCUAAAUGGAAAUGAGAGUGAAAAAGGCAGAGCUUUCAAGUUUGUCAUCAGGAGCAAAAAAUCUACUGAUGAAAAAAGUCUCAAGAUAUUGUGCCCUUUCAUAUGCAAAUAUUUUGUUGUAAUUACAAUCUCAAAGCUAGUCUCUUUUUUUAGUUAAAACUUCAGCUUGUUAACAACUUCAAAGAGCUAGAUUAAUCUUAAUCAACUUUUCUA
This is a messenger RNA of Nicotiana attenuata, 2141 nucleotides long. RefSeq names its product synaptotagmin-5-like. Bases 165 to 1847 code for a protein of 560 amino acids. Gene Ontology annotation, cellular component: endoplasmic reticulum. Gene Ontology annotation, molecular function: lipid binding. The record is from RefSeq and is a predicted model, not a curated record. Lineage: Eukaryota; Viridiplantae; Streptophyta; Magnoliopsida; Solanales; Solanaceae. The transcript is spliced from 13 exons.